Messenger RNA from Lucilia cuprina (Australian sheep blowfly), 4515 nucleotides. It is a transcript of the gene ens, whose product is annotated as ensconsin. Gene Ontology annotation, cellular component: microtubule cytoskeleton. The transcript is spliced from 15 exons. The coding region runs from base 377 to 4090 and encodes 1237 amino acids. Gene Ontology annotation, biological process: microtubule cytoskeleton organization. Lineage: Eukaryota; Metazoa; Arthropoda; Insecta; Diptera; Calliphoridae. The record is from RefSeq and is a predicted model, not a curated record.
AAUUAAUGAAAAUGAUUCCAAAGAAAUUUGUAUGCGGUGAUUAAUCUAGCAGCGAAAAAAAUAUAUGAAAAAAAGAAAAAAACUUGACAAUGUAUAGUGAAAAAAGAUGAAAAAAAAGUUGUGUGUGUCGGAAAAACAAAUCGAUUGAAAAUCAGCCUUGACUAAAGCGAACCAAAUUAAAAAAAAAAACUAAAAUAAUAAAAUAAAAACGUUAUUAGCUUUGUGUGUGCAGCAGCGCUUCUCUGGAGCAGCAGCUGUUUCUUUACAAUAAAAAAAGUGUUGGUUAAACAAAAGAAUAAAAUUAAAAAAAAAUGAAUAAAUAAUUGUGUGGUACCAACAUGUUACAUUAUUAGCAAAAAAAAAUAUUUAAGAAAAAAUGUAUAACCAAGCUGAAACAACUAAUAGGGCAGAAAGCCGGGAAGGCAGCGUAGAAAGAAAAGCAGCAGCCAAAGAGCGUGACGAUAAAUUGAAAGUUGCUAGGGAACGUCAAAAUGAAGAAAGACAAAGAAAAAUCGAGGAGCUAAAGGCUCAAGCUGAAGCUGCACAAAGAUAUCGCGAACAAAAAGAAGAGGAACGUCGACGUCGUAUCGAUGAGAUCAGACAAAGAGACACGGAUAAACGUUCACAGGUUGAAGAACGUAAAAAGGCCAUAAUGGAAGCUGAAAAAGAAAGACGUGAAUAUAUAUUGAGAAAGAAUCAAGAAAGAGAAUCAAGGAUAGAAGUUAAGAAACGUGAAAGAAAUUCCAUUGGUUAUGCUUUCGGUUCCUCAACACCACGCUUAUUGGAGCCCUCCGAUUUUGGCAUGGUAUCACCAAGUACAUUUUGGGGUCAAAGACGUUCCACUUCAAUAUCAAAUGUUGCCGGUGCUUCACUUUCACGUCGAAGUUCAGAACGUGAACUUAACGACAGUGGUUCUAAAAAGCGUGCAACAUCAGCCAGUGGCACAGAGAGACAUGAUGAUCAUCGUCGCAAAUCAUCUUCAAUGUAUGAAGUAUUCAAUUGGGGCUACUCAAACGAUGAGCCCCCUAAAAGAUUUUCACUUUCUAUUGUUGGUAGUGAAAUAAAUAUAGAUGGACCACCACCACCUCCAACAGCAACAGCUUCUACAAAACUCAACAACACCAAGAACACAUUCAACAACACAGAGAAUAAUUAUAUAAAUAAUAAUCAUCAUAAUUAUCAUCAUAAACAAUAUUCAAAUCAUAAUUUCUAUAAUACUAAGGAAGAUAAUGUUGAUACAUCACAUAUCGUGUUUCGAAGUGUGGCCAGAAGAAAAACUGAUCUUAUGCCAACAAUACCAAGUCCCAGAGAUGGUCACUACGGUUCCCGAUCAUCACUUAGUAAUACACCUUCUCGUACACCAGGACGUGCUUAUUCCAUGAAUCGUUUGGAUCAAUUGGCUCAACCGAUUCGCCGUAAUGGCGAACAUAUAAGAGCCAUAAUGGAACGUCAGAGACGUGAACAAAUGGAAAUGAUGGAUGAAACGGAGUCACUAGGCGGUGGUCGACGUUCGGCCAAAAAAUCAACGGGUAAUGCGGGCGGCUCAAACAACAGCAAGAUGUCACGCAGUAUGAUACAUUUAGCCGGUGAUGGGGCUCCUCGUCCCAAAUAUAAUAUAGGUGGGGGCAUUUCCACCAGCUUUUUACCAUUGGGUAGCGGCAGUCGAAAUGCCUGUAAGAGUAUGACACACUUGGGCAAUUAUAAUACUUAUAAUUAUAAUAAUGCCUGGUCAAAUACGACACCACGCUCGAAUCUAGGCUUACAAACUGCCGCCACCAAAAAAUAUCUACAAUCAUCACUAGCUUCAUCUGCAUCCAACACGUUUAAACGAGGCCAGAUCUCUAAUACUAACCUCUACCGUUUCGAUACAGACUCAUUGUUACUCAUGAACUCUCCUAGUUUACUUUUAAACCCAGGUUCGCGUUCUGGUACCGUUACACCAGGUGGCCAUUUGAAUAACUCAAGGCCUGGUAGUGCCAUGUCCACAUCCACUACAAUGUCAACAUCAGGUUUUAUCAAUAGAAGAUCAGUGCCGGCUGCACGCAAACCACGUCCGGCUAGUAUUGCCGGUACUGGUGUUUCCUUAGAAGAAAUAAAUAAACUUAAAAAGGAAAAUAAACCGCCCGUAAAGACAGCAUCUUCGCUGUCACCGUCUACAUCAGCACAAACUACUCCAAAACGUUCAACGAACAUGAUGUCUACAUCACUUAUAGUCACAUCAUCGUCCUCGCGAUUAUUUAGCGCCGAAAAGAAAACUCCCAUUAAAAGGGAACCUCUCACUCCAAAGGCCACAACUCCCAAGCCUCUAUCAAAAACUGCUAGUUCAGAUCGUCUCAAUAAGUUGAGCAAAGAAAAAUCCAAGGAUAUAAUGACUAAAUCAGCCAUUACUCCUCCCGUUGCUAAUAGAACUACUACAGCCAAAGAACCUACCAAGAGCAAAGAAGAAAAGGAAGCUAUCAAUCAAGUUAAAACCGAAGUAGUUACCAAACCACCAGCACAACAGAAUGGUCAAAAAGAACUAGAGGAAACAAUGACAGCCCAACAGCAGGCUGCUGUCGUCAACUCACAACAUGAAGAAAAAACUGAUGAAGGCACUGAAAAGGUCGUUACCGAACCAGAACCAGCUGUUGGUCCACCAAAACCCAAAUCUCGCAGUGGCAGCAAGGAAGGUUCUAUUGUACGUGAGUUAGCUCCAGCCACAGCAGACAACAAUGAUGCCAUGACCGCAUCAAUGAUUGCCAAGAGUAAGAUAACCACAGAGGAAGAAGCCAAGGCGGCUUUAGCUGAAAGACGUCGUUUGGCUCGUGAGGAGGCUGAAAGGCAGGCAGAGUUGGAAAGACAGCGCAUAGAAGCUGAACGUUUAGCUGAACUCAAGCGCCAGGAAGAAGAGGCUGAACGUCAGCGCCAAUUUGAAGAGGAAGCUAUGCGUAUGGCCGAGGAGCAACGCAAGGCCGAAGAGGAACGUUUGCGUCAAGCCAUUGAGGAAGCAAAACAACGUGAAGAAGAGGAGAAACGCAAACGUGAGGAAGAAGAGAAACAACGUUUGGAACGUGAAGAGGCUGAGAAGAAGGCUAAAGAAGAUGCUGAAAAGCAAAGAAUCGAAGUUGCCGAACGUCUUAAGCGCGAAGAGAAAGAACGUGAAGAAAGACGAAAACGUGUAGAAGCUAUUAUGUCACGUACCCGCAGAGGUGGUGCCAAUACCACACCAAAUUCCACUCCUACAAAGGAAAACAAUAACUCUCCUAAACCUGCUGAAGCAACUCCUGUUACACCUGCAGUAGCACCCGCAGCAACAGCAGCAGCAGUAACUAAUACCGCUGAAACACCAGCUCAAGGAGGUGUUGCUGAAACAAAUUCUAAUAACGACAUUAAUGCUACCAACACCGCCGUCAACGUCACCAACAAUACUACGAACGAUACAACAACCACAACAACAAAUUCUACAAAUGAAAUGGUAGUAGUUAACAGUAACAACACUGAAAGUGUAAACACAACAUCAUCAUCUGGCUCAUCCAGUAGCACAGCUACUACACCACCAACACCAGCAUCACAACAACAGCAAUCUGCUCCUGUUGAACAACCACAACAGCAACAAGCACAACCUAAUAAUACAACAAAUAUUAUUCCUGAACCUCAAAACACUCAAGCAAUGUAUGAGCAGUCAGUUAUUGAUAAAGAAAAUUCACUCAUCAAUAGUUUUUCCAAUAUGAUUAUCGAUGAGAAUGUAAAAAAUUUCCAACAAAAUUUACAGCAACAACAACAAUUACAAGCACAAAUUGUUGUUGAAGAAACAAAUGGCAAAAAAUUUGCUGAAUUACAACAGAAUAAUGACAGUAAUAUCACAACAACAACCACUACGACACCAACAUCGGUAGCUAAUGGCAAUGGUCAUCAUAUUGAAAGUAUUAAUAAUAAAAAUGAUAUCGAUCUUUUACAAACUGUGGUACCAUCAACAAAUCAAUUAAUUGAUUUAAGUCUUGACUCUCAAGACAAUAAUGUUAAUUUCAAUAACAAUAAUAGUUUAUUAACAACAACUAAUACACUAGUCACUGCUGAUAGUCAUGAAAAUAAAGAUAUUUCAUUGCUGUGAGUUUAAGAAAUGGGGGAAAAAAUAUUACAAAUAUUAAACAGAGAUUACUGAUGUAGGUUUAUGUUCUAUUGAGAAGACAAUUUAUAAACACAAUACGAAGAUAAAGAGGAAUGAUAAUGAUGAUGAAAGAUAUUGGAUGAGGGAAGAAAUGAAUGAACGAAUGUCAUAACUACUGCUACUACCAAUAACAAAUGCUGUGUAGAAAGAUAACAAGAGUUUGCUAAAAGGAGUGUUAAAAACAAACUUUCCUGCUCUACUACAGAAAAACAAAUUAAAAAAAAUUAAACAAAAACAAAACUAUUUACUUUCUAAUAAUUAAAAAAACAAUACGCGACAAAUUAUGGUUACUAAGACAAACAAAAAAAAUAUAUAAUAUAUUUAAAAACAAAAGUUAAAACUUUUGCCACAAGAAAAUCAUAUAAAAA